GUGCGUCCUGUGCCGCAGCAGCGCGAGGACACACGGAGGACCCUGGAGCGGAGACACCUUCAGACCCGUAUGAGGGACAUAAAAGUUUUCACUGGGCCAUUUAAAACGUAGUGCGGCUGUGCUAAUAGGAGGUAAGACAUGGAGGAUGAGAAGCCAGUGUGGGCACCCCACCCCACAGAUGGGUUCCAGCUGGGCGUUAUCGUUGACAUAGGAGCCGAUGCACUCACCAUAGAACCACUGAACCAGAAGGGCAAGACUUUUCUCGCUCCAAUGAGCCAAGUCUUCCCAGCAGAAGAUGAUGUCAACAAACAUGUCGAUGACAACUGUUCCCUCAUGUACCUAAAUGAAGCCACUCUUCUCAACAAUGUCAAAGUUCGGUACAAUAAAGACCAUAUCUAUACCUACGUGGCAAAUAUCCUGAUAGCUGUUAAUCCUUACUGUGAUAUACCGAAACUGUAUGGUCCUGAUGCCAUCAAGUCAUACCAAGGAAAAUCCCUGGGAACUCUGCCACCCCACGUCUACGCUGUAGCGGACAAAGCCUACAGGGAUAUGAAAGUCCUAAAGAUUAGCCAGUCCAUCAUAGUUUCUGGUGAAUCUGGUGCUGGAAAGACUGAAAACACCAAGUUUGUUCUCAGAUACCUGACAACAACAUAUGGCAGCGGUCAAGAUAUUGAUGAAAGAAUUGUAGAAGCAAAUCCCCUUCUGGAGGCAUUUGGAAAUGCAAAAACUGUCCGUAAUAACAACAGCAGUCGAUUUGGGAAGUUUGUAGAAAUUCACUUUAAUGACAAGAAUGCUGUUGUGGGUGGAUUCGUCUCCCAUUACUUGUUAGAAAAAUCCAGGAUCUGUAUGCAGAGUAAUGACGAGAGGAACUACCACAUCUUCUACAGGCUUUGUGCCGGGGCUUCUGAGGAACUGAAGAAGACAUUACACCUGAACUCCCCGGAUAAUUUCAGGUACCUGAGCCGAGGAUGCACCAGAUACUUUGCCAGUAAGGACUCUGAUAAACAAAUCUUACAGAGCCGCAAGAGUGCCGAGGACAAUAAGCAUGUGAAGGUGGGUUCUCUCAGAGACCCUCUUCUGGACGACCAGGGAGACUUCAACAGGAUGUGUGUGGCCAUGAAGAAGAUCGGCCUGAAUGACACAGAGAAACUGGACCUUUUCAGGGUUGUCGCUGGUGUUCUGCACCUGGGAAACAUCGACUUUGAAGAAACUGGGAGCUCUUCAGGUGGUUGUAUCAUGAAGAACCAGUCAGACCAGACGUUGAAGUGCUGCGCUGAGUUGUUGGGCCUGGACCAAGACGACUUGAGGGUCAGCCUCACAACUAGAGUUAUGCUCACUACAGCAGGGGGCGCCAAAGGCACAGUGAUCAAGGUGCCUCUAAAGGUGGAGCAAGCAAACAAUGCUCGGGACGCCCUGGCCAAGACGGUGUACAGCCGCCUCUUUGAUCAUGUGGUGAAACGUGUCAACCAGUGCUUCCCUUUCCAGACUUCCUCCAACUUCAUUGGCGUGUUGGACAUCGCUGGGUUUGAGUACUUCGAACACAACAGCUUUGAACAGUUUUGCAUCAAUUACUGCAAUGAGAAACUGCAGCAGUUCUUCAAUGAACGCAUUCUCAAAGAGGAGCAAGAGCUCUAUCAAAAGGAAGGGUUGGGGGUUAAUGAGGUGCAUUAUGUUGACAACCAGGACUGUAUUGAUCUUGUGGAGACAAAGUUGGUGGGAAUCCUGGACAUUCUGGAUGAAGAGAACCGCCUUCCUCAGCCCAGUGAUCAACACUUCACAUUGGCUGUUCAGACCAAGCAUAAGGACCACUUCAGAUUGACGGUGCCCAGGAAGUCAAAGUUGGCCAGCCACAGAAAUCUCCGAGAUGACGAGGGUUUUAUGAUCAGGCACUUUGCUGGAGCCGUCUGCUAUGAAACGACGCGGUUCGUGGAGAAGAAUAAUGACGCCCUCCACAUGUCCUUGGAGAGUUUAGUGUGUGAAUCAAAAGACAAAUUUGUUCAAGAGCUGUUUAAGAACUCCAGCACCUCCAAGGACUCCAAACAGAAGGCGGGCAAACUCGGCUUCAUCAGCGUCGGCAACAAAUUCAAGACACAGCUGAACCUGCUCCUUGAGAAGCUUCGCAGCACAGGCUCAAGUUUCAUACGCUGUGUUAAACCAAACCUUAAGAUGGUCAGUCAUCAAUUUGAAGGAGCUCUAAUUCUCUCACAGCUGCAGUGCUCAGGAAUGGUAUCAGUUUUGGACCUGAUGCAGGGUGGGUUCCCCUCCAGGGCUCCCUUCCACGAGCUCUACAACAUGUAUAAAGCAUAUAUGCCAGAGAAACUUACACGGCUGAAUCCACGACUCUUCUGCAAGGCUUUGUUCAAAGCUUUGGGACUAAACGAUGUUGACUUCAAGUUUGGAUUAACCAAAGUCUUCUUCCGUCCAGGAAAGUUUGCUGAGUUUGACCAGAUCAUGAAGUCUGAUCCAGACCAUCUCGCAGAGCUGCUGAAAAAAGUCAACAAGUGGUUGCUGUGCAGUCGAUGGAAGAAGGUUCAGUGGUGCUGCCUGUCUGCCAUCAAAUUGAGGAAUAAAAUGCAUUACAGAGCUUUGGCCUGCAUUAAGAUCCAAAAGACUGUCCGCAUGUGGCUGUGUAAGAAGAAGCAUAAGCCUCGAAUCGAAGGUCUGGUGAAAGUUCAAAAGCUGAAGAAACACAUGGAGCGUUUCAACAAAGUGGUUAACGGGCUCAAGGAAGGAAAACAGGAGAUGGCCAAACAAGUUGGAGAGCUGGCCGCUGCCAUAGAUGCUCUGUCUGCAAAGAUAAAGGCCACAGUGAUGACCUGGAAAGAGAUCGACACUGAGUACCAGGAGCUGGUGAAACGCUCUGAGCAACUGCUUGCCUCCAUGCAAAAGAAGAAGCGGGAAGAGGAAGAGACGCAGAGACUAAAACACAUCCAGGAGGAGAUGGAGAAAGAGCGGAGGAUGACGGAGGAGGAAGAGCAGCGACGUAAACAGGAGGAAGACGACAGAAAGCUCAAAGCAGAGAUGGAAGUGAAAAGAAAGCAGGAAGAAGAAGACAGAAAGAAGAGAAAGGAAGAGGAGAAAGUUAUUCAGGCUGAACUGGAAGCACAGUUGGCUCUGGAGCGCGAGGAACAGGUCCAGCGUGAUGCCAUAUUGGGGCAGGAGCGAAGGGACAGGGAGUUAGCCAUGAGAAUCGCUCAAAGCGAGGCUGAACUCAUCAGUGAGGAAGGCCAGUUGGAUGCAGGUCUGCGCAGUGAUGACUUCUUUUCAGGUCUUCCUAUCUCUUCAUCCUCAGCCAGAGUCAUGGGUCCUCAGGUGCAGGCAACCAAAGCUGCUGCCGGUGUGAAAAAGUAUGAUCUCAGCAAGUGGAAGUAUGCUGAACUGCGAGAUGUCAUCAACACUUCCUGUGACAUUGAGCUGCUGGCAGCCUGCAGAGAGGAAUUCCACCGUCGUCUGAAGGUCUAUCACGCCUGGAAGUCCAAGAACAAGAAAAGGAAUGAUGACGGGAGCGAUAUGAGGGCUCCUAAAUCUAUCACUGACUACGCUGAACAGAACCCAGCUCCUCCAACAACAGCCCAGCAUCAGGAGGUCGCAAUGAACCGCCAGCAGCGUUACUUUCGAAUUCCUUUCAUCCGGCCCGCUGACCAGUACAAGGACCCCCAGAAUAAAAAGAAGGGUUGGUGGUAUGCCCACUUUGAUGGCCCCUGGAUAGCCAGACAGAUGGAGCUUCAUCCAGACAAACAGCCCAUUGUGUUGGUCGCAGGCAAAGACGAUAUGGAAAUGUGUGAGCUGAGUCUGGAGGAGACGGGUCUGACCAGGAAGAGAGGGGCUGAGAUCCUGCCCAGGCAGUUUGAGGAAAUCUGGGAGCGCUGUGACGGGAUGCAGUACCUGAAGAAAGCAAUAGAGAACAAGCAGGCCCGCCCAACGUACGCCACCGCCAUGCUGCAGAGUCUUCUCAAGUGAGCCCUGCUCGCCCUGAAUUCAACACUGAUGCUUCUGCACAUUCAUGAGCGGUUCAGUGCCUCUGUGGUUUGAAGAUUUUAGGGGAAAAAACGCAUGCAAAGAUGCUCCCUGCACAAUCUUCUUGCUAAAUGCUCACUUGAUAUUGAUUCUUUUAUUGGUUUUAUUGCCUAUUUUUUUUAAAUAUUUUGCAGUGUAACUUUCAUUUAGUAGUGCUAGCAAUCUGGUAUUUCUUUUCCUUAACCUAUGCAAACUAAAACUCCCACUCUGAGGCCUUAAAUUGCAAUGAAGUUGCACCACGUAAGUCUUAAUUGGUUCAUCGUUUGUAGCUGUAAAACCCAAACAGUGACACUGAAUUAGAUGUUCUGAGAGCUCUAACUGUGUUGUGAUGCCAUAAAGUUCAUGCUUUAUGAUUUGUGUGACUAUAAAGGAGGACAGUCGCCAUUUAGACAAAAAUCCAAUUCUUAUUCGUAAAACAAUCUAAUGCCGACUGAAUUAUAUCGUUUGUUUGUUUUAUUCCAUCAUUUAUGCUACAUUUAAUGUAUUGCUGCAACAAUGUGAUGCCUGUAAAGAGUAGAAAGUCAUUUACUUUUCCUGGCUGCACACAUUAUGUCCCCCCAGUCUUUUUUAUUGCUACUCAUUUGAUAUGGGAGAGGGAAAUGUUUUCAUGUUUGCAGUUUUCUUGCAUACAGGGCUGUUUUACAUCUAAUAAUGUUAUUGGUGUUUGUGUUAUGUUUUUUUUUUCCAGGGGUUAAGGCAAGCAACCUAUCAUUUACCUAUAAAAUCCCAAUUAACACUAAAAUCUAAGUUAUGACUACUGAGCAUCUGUAAUCCCCUCCUGUAUGAUGGCCUUUUCUUAUAGAAAAUAAACAUUUCUGAAAGAUU
Girardinichthys multiradiatus is the source of this 4842-nucleotide messenger RNA. RefSeq names its product myosin VIb (gene myo6b). Gene Ontology annotation, biological process: actin filament organization; inner ear auditory receptor cell differentiation; inner ear morphogenesis. Gene Ontology annotation, molecular function: ATP binding; actin filament binding; microfilament motor activity. NCBI's taxonomy places the organism in Eukaryota, Metazoa, Chordata, Actinopteri, Cyprinodontiformes, Goodeidae. The coding region runs from base 139 to 3960 and encodes 1273 amino acids. The transcript is spliced from 34 exons. The record is from RefSeq and is a predicted model, not a curated record. Gene Ontology annotation, cellular component: myosin complex; actin cytoskeleton; endocytic vesicle.